This is a messenger RNA of Fusarium mangiferae, 3069 nucleotides long. RefSeq lists its product as uncharacterized. Gene Ontology annotation, molecular function: protein binding. The record is from RefSeq and is a predicted model, not a curated record. The transcript is spliced from 8 exons. Bases 1 to 3069 code for a protein of 1022 amino acids. Lineage: Eukaryota; Fungi; Ascomycota; Sordariomycetes; Hypocreales; Nectriaceae.
AUGGAUGAUGUCUCGGACCUCGUUACGUCGCCCUUUAAUGACAUCAUCACGCAAGGCCGGACCGCUGUAGAGAAUGCUGGCGGUAAUGGGUAUAUGCUGAAGGCUGCCCAGAGCCUCAUCAAGGAGGGCGACCGUGCUCUUAACAAAAUCGAGCCGCUCUGUCGCAUGCUCCUGGACAAGCACGGUCUCAAGUUCCUGGACUUUCUUAAGGAGAAUGGCAAGUCUCCCCCAUAUUUCGCUGUGGCUAUAGUUGCAAACAUUUCAUCCGAAUUGAACGACCUAUUGUGGGAGUUUGAUGAUUACAUAGAGCCUGAUGAUUUUGAAGCCGAAAAGUUUGCGGAAUUGGAGACUGUUGCUCGCAACGCCGCCCCCAAAAUCUAUGAUAUCCUCAAAGACAUGAAGCUGGAGGUCCCCACUGAGGACAGUCGCCCACGCAUCUCUACAAGACCUGUUCUACAUACAUCUUCAAUACAAAAAUCGCCCCCAGAGUCGGUGAACUCGGACCAGAGCUCUGUUUUCGACCACAGCCGAGCUGACAGGAUGAAAGUACUCUUCACAAACCGACCAGGGUCCUCCAUCUCGACUGAAGACACUAGCACUAGCACGGCUGAACUGAAUCUCCCUUUGGCCAAGGCUCUGUCGAUGAACAAGGAUCAGGACGUUGUCAAACCGAAACAACCCACGGAAGUCGAUUUCCUUCCUAUUCCUAUUGAGUCGGACGUGCUGACUACCCUACCCCCACCGAAUCCCUUCGCUGCUGACUGCAAACUCAACCCUCAGAGUUCCUUUUAUAUACAUAAAGGAUUUUGCGAUGGCGCAAAGGAGACCAUUAAUGGAGGAACUGGAUUUCAAAUAGUCGUGAAAGCAGGUUUCACUUCCAGGACAGUGAUUGCAAGAUGUACUAAGUGUAACUUUGAGCUUGACUUCAAGGAGGUUAAUCUAGACAUCAACAAAUCGGAGCAUGGAAAUUACGUUAUAAAUGGGAUCGGUUACCGCCUCCGCUUCCUCCAGAAGAGUCAUCUGCCAACACGACGCUCAGAUGAUGUUAUGUACGGGUGUAUUUUCUGCGUCCAUCAAGGUCAAACCCUUCAUGCGAGCGAUGCAACUGUAUUUUUCAGCCAAAAGGCGCUCUUUGCUCACUUAGCUCGCCAUCCUCGACCUUUACCGGCGAUUCCAGGGCUCUUAUUAAUCGAACAGGACGAGGUUCCAGAUCAGUAUGAAAACGACUAUGACUUACAUUUCAAGUCACCGGUUGAGACGCACCCAGUAUUGGCGAUGUCUGAGGAUAUUGGCAGAAUGCCUGCUGGGGUAUCCAAAGAAGCUGCGAGAAGAUUAUAUGGCCAGCGGCUCGUGUAUGAUCGAAGUCAAGUACUUGAGCUAGCUCAAGGUGCGAGGGUCGUUGGGCUCUCAUGGCCCCUAAAGUAUCGCGGCGAAUGGUGCCUUGGUUGGCAUGAUGGGGUAUAUGCAGCUUUGCCGAUGGACAUCAUAAGGCUAGACUUGCCACGAUUUAGUGAUGUUAAAAUGGGUGGGACGAGCCUAGUCAAGGCAACCGCAAGGUGGAAAUUCAAUAUCAGGGAUACACACUGGCUUAUGUUUGAGAAGGAUGAGGUCAUCAGGAAUAUCGGCUGGCUAUAUAAAGACUUUUGGUGCUGGUCAGGUACAAAUGCCAAUGGCAAAUCGGGCAUCUUUCCUCAGGCGUUCAUCGAUAUAGGCACGCUGCGGGACUCUGAUGGAUCUGGCCCUAGCCAGGCAGACCGGGAGGGAGCUUUAAAUAACGAGAGGAGCAAGAACACGUCCCUUCCUACUCCGUCGCGAUCUUCGUUUUACAAAAAGACCGGAGCUCGAAUACCUGCAAGAACCACCUACUCAGCCAGUGGCAGAAAACUGCCACCCCCUCUGACUCCAAUCACCAGUGCCUAUACACAUGAUGACACAUCAACCUGGGACAAUACUCAAGCAGAAGCCCCACCGCUGACCCUGGAUCAACAAAAGGCAAAAGACUCUAGAAUUCAAGCCCCUACAGCAGCGAAAGGCUUAGAUCAUCUCAAGAAGCCAGGGCAAGCCACAAACAUGGAGUCCAUUAACGAAGACCUUUUAUUAGACAUGAAACUUGAAGAAGUGCACCAGUUUGGCAAAUGUUGGACCUGCAGCCCCGUUGACUGUGUUUCAACGGACAAGGUGCCCAUUGCCAUUUCGGAUGUCCCAGUUGUCAUCCCUGUUGAAAGCAGGUACCCGCUCAGAGCACCAGUCACGCCACCGCCCGAUCCUCAUCCGAAGUUCAUUGAUCCGACGAGGCAAAUACCAGACAACGUAAUAUCAGAGAUCUUUAAGGUUUAUGAAGAUUCUCUGGGCUUUUACCUUCUGAUCAACGGCCAGCUUCAGAUAAUCAUUCCGGAUGACUUUGACUAUCAGUACGCCCUUUCACACCGGCCCCGGGAGUUCGGUGGACUGGAGGUCACUUAUAUCAUGGAGAGCAUGACUCCUACUGCGGGGAUUACUGGCCAAGCCUCGAUGGAAGUGCCUCAAACCCUGACAAAUGCCCCAAUGCCAACACAGUCGGCUCCAGGUGCCAGCUCAACAGCUAGUCAAUCAUCUGCGGCACACAUUGACGCCAUGCUUAAGCUGACUAUUGGAAGCGCCAUGCAGGCAUCGGUCAAAGGUACCAAGCUAAAGGACCGUUACGAGGGUCGAAUCGGUCUCAUGACAAGAAUGGGAGACAGGACUUUCGUGACAAUACCUACACACGUCGUCACCUCUGCGCUUACGGCAGCGAGGUCGGCUUCGUUCCCGGGAGAUUCAUGGAUUAACGACGUACAGAUAGUUUCCAGUAACGGCAACAAAGAGCUAGGACCCAUAUCUGAAACAUUUGACCCAGCCGCAAGCCAUUUUCCCCUCGGUUUUCUCCACGACAUCAGCUUAGUUGACGACUAUUGGAAUGUCAAUGCCAGGCCGUUGGACAAGGAAUCUUCAGAAUGCGGCAACCACCGAAAACCACACGCUUUUCUCUACGACGCCCUAGUACGAGCUCAGAUGCGACGCAAGAUUCAGAGGUCUGGACCGGUCUCGUAG